GCCUUUCUCGUCCGCGACCCACCCCCCUCUCUCCCCCCCUUCACCCAUCACCCCUCGCUCCCCUCGACACUCAUCGUCGUAUCCCAGAUAUCGAAACCCUAGAAACCCCUCUCCCUCCGAGCUUCAUUGCCCCGAUUCACCUCCGAUACGAAUCCCUCUUUCUCUCUCUCUGUCCGAUCGCUUCUUCGUCCUCUUCGCUCCGCGAAUCCGUCUCGUUCACCAUUGAUUGAGGAGAGAUGGCGAGCAACGUCUCCAAUGUCUACAUACACGUCAUUGACGACGUGAUCAGUAAGGUGCGCGACGAGUUCGUCAGCUACGGCUCCGGUGAAGCGGUUUUGAACGAGCUUCAAGCGUUGUGGGAGAUGAAGAUGAUGCAGUGCGGAGCAAUCAAUGGGCCGAUCGAGAGGUCGUCCAUCCCGAAGCCCACCGGCCCCAAUCCGGUCCACGAUCUCAAUGUGCCGUAUGAGGCACCGGCCGAGGAGUAUGAAACCCCUACAGCUGAAAUGCUCUUUCCACCGACUCCAUUGCAAACCCCCAUACAAACCCCAUUACCCGGAACAAUGGAUCAGGGAAUGUAUAAUAUUCCAACAGGCCCCUCGGAUUAUUCUCCUUCUCCAAUUACUGAAAUCAGAAACAGUGUUGACCUGAAAGGUGGAAGGCCUAGUCCCUACAUGCAACCACCUUCUCCCUGGUCGAAUCCAAGACCCCUGGGCGUUGAUGUUAAUGUGGCUUAUGUGGAAGGGCGCGAUGAGGUGGAUAAAGGAGCUCCCCACCAAAACACUACCCAGGACUUUUUUACGAUGUCCUCUGGGAAACGCAAAAGGGAUGAUUAUCCUUCUACUUUAACUUCUGGUGGUUAUAUGCCACAGCAAGAUGGAAGCGGAGAUCUUGCGAGUGAUCUCCUUCUGCCAAAGGUAGAUCAAGUUCGAAGUUCAUCCAUGAUAUGCAAAGUAACUGUAAUUAAAAAGCUGCCCACUGAGGGAUCAGGGGAAAUUCAAGCGCUUCCCCAGCAAGAUGGCAUCAAUGACGAUUAUGAUGAUUUGUUUCCUUUCCAAGGAGUCCCUGCUGAAGACUACAAUACUCCUACAGACCAUGUGGAACUUCGUUCUCCUGCUCCACCUGUUGGUACACCAAUGCAAAAUAGAAAUGAAGAAGGGGAGGAUGAUGAACCUCCUCUUAAUGAAGAUGAUGAUGACGAUGAUGAUUUGGAAGACCUUGAGCAAGGGGAGGAGGAGCCUAAUACACAGCACUUAGUUCUAGCACAAUUUGACAAGGUGACACGGACAAAGAACCGAUGGAAAUGCACUUUAAAGGACGGAAUAAUGCAGAUAAAUAGCAGGGAUAUCCUAUUCAAUAAGGCUACUGGAGAGUUUGAGUUCUGAAGUUGUUUUUGGAAGCUCUUCUAGAAGAUGGAGAGUUCUUAACUUGGCUGAGUCAAGGAUUAUGCUAAGUUGGCUUCACUGGAUGAACUGCUAGUUUUGUUUGUUGCUGUAAAGAUGCUUAAUUCAUUCAGCUUUGUAAAUCUGAGUUUUAUUAUUCCUCCCAACACAGAAAGCAGCUAUUUUGCUAGCUUCGCUUCUCUUUUUGGUAUCUGCUGAGAAAUGACUGCUUCACUAUAUUAUGUUGAUUUUGUCACUUGUCAGGAGUAAAGGUACUCCAGAGAGAUUUGGGCCCAAAUCCUCCCUUCGCAAAAUCGAUAUUCGGACUUUCUAAAUUGAUGAUCAAA
Messenger RNA from Ananas comosus (pineapple), 1726 nucleotides. RefSeq names its product transcription initiation factor IIA subunit 1-like. Gene Ontology annotation, cellular component: transcription factor TFIIA complex. Lineage: Eukaryota; Viridiplantae; Streptophyta; Magnoliopsida; Poales; Bromeliaceae. The transcript has 11 exons. The coding region runs from base 237 to 1382 and encodes 381 amino acids. The record is from RefSeq and is a predicted model, not a curated record. Gene Ontology annotation, biological process: transcription by RNA polymerase II; transcription initiation at RNA polymerase II promoter.